UCUCGCGAGAUCUGAACUGGUUUCCAUGGAUCUGGUUUGUUGUUUGCAGACCAUCAGCACAGGAGAGCUGUAGCUAAACUAUCUAAAGCUAAAUCACGAGAAUAUCUGUACAGUUUCUCUGCAGAAACACCCGAAUACACACUGCCCUCAUCUGACUGACCAGUACUAGCUACUUUACACACAUACAGCAUGCCUCCAAAAAAGAAAGGAGGGAAGACUGCGAAGGGCAAGAAGAGCCCUACAGUGGUGGAUGGACUUUCCACAGAGGAAAUGUCGAAGGAGCAGUUGGAGGACCACAUUGUCCGCUUGCGUGAAGAGCUGGACAGGGAGAGGGAAGAGCGCAACUACUUCCAACUGGAACGAGAUAAGAUCCACACCUUCUGGGAGAUCACCAAAAGACAGCUGGAGGAAAAGAAAGCAGAUCUCAGGAACAGGGAUCGGGAAAUGGAAGAGGCUGAGGAACGCCAUCAAGUUGAGAUCAAGGUGUACAAACAGAAGGUGAAACACUUGCUGUAUGAACAGCAGAACAGCAUCGCAGAGCUCAAGACAGAGGGAGUGGUCACCACCAAACUGCUGCAGAAGGAACAUGCAGACCUGGAGAAUGAUCUGCGGAAGGGCAUUCGGAAUCUAAAAGUGGAUAUCAAGGAACAGGAGCUUUCCAGUGAAAAUCUGAUCAAGAGUCUUAAACUGAAACAUGAUGAGGAAAUUACCAAGAUCAGGAAUGAUUUUGAACGACAAGUACGAGAAAUAGAGGCUAAAUAUGAAAAGAAAAUGCUGGCUCUGCGCCAGGAGCAGGAUCUCAGACGCAAGACUGAAAUCGAGGAAAUAGAAGAAAGGAAGAACUGCCACAUUAACACACUGAUACAAAACCAUGAGAAAGCUUUCAGUGACAUUAAGACCUAUUACAAUGAUAUCACUUCCAACAACCUAGCCCUCAUCAGUACACUCAAGGAGAAUGAGAGAGAAAUGAAGAAUAAAGAAAAGAGGUUGGAGAAAGAGAUGGCAAAGGUGCUGCGGGAGAACAAGCAGCUGACCGAGCCUCUGCAGAAGGCCACUGAGGAAGCCACAGAACUCCGGAAACAGCUGGCCAAUUACAAUAAAGACAAAAACUCACUAGCGGGAGCCAGAGCUCGAAUCAAGGUGGCAGAGAAAGAAAUAAAGGACCUGAAAUGGGAACAUGAAGUAUUGGAGCAAAGGUUCAGUAAGGUGCAGCAGGAGCGUGAUGAACUGUACCAGAAGUUCACCAAGGCCAUCCAGGAGGUGCAGCAGAAGAGCGGCUUUAAGAACCUUCUCCUGGAGAGGAAGCUAGCUGCUCUUACAGACUCCCUGGAGAAGAAAGAGGCUCAGCUCAAUGAGGUUCUUGCUGCCUCAAAUUUAGACCCCACAGCCCUCAACGUGGUUACUCGCAAGAUUGAGGAAGUGUUGGACUCUAAAAACAUUGCUAUUAAGGAUCUACAGUAUGAACUUGCUCGUGUCUGUAAGGCUCAUAAUGAUCUGUUAAGGUCUUGCGAGUCGAAGCUGAAAGUGUUUGGAAUCCCUGUGGAAGAAUUAGGAUUUAAACCCAUGGAGAUCAGCAUUGCGGGACAGACUCUGGGACAGGGUCCAGCAGGCCUGGUAUCUGCACCUCUCUGACAAAACGCCCUACAGACCAUUGAACUCUAAUCACAUACACUUUCACCUCUUUACCUGGAGUGCCUUAGAUCUGUUUAUUUAUUUCAUGCCUGUCAAAUAAAAAUUAUGAUAAUGCAUUUUAAAA
Astyanax mexicanus (Mexican tetra) is the source of this 1756-nucleotide messenger RNA. RefSeq names its product growth arrest-specific 8 (gene drc4). Gene Ontology annotation, biological process: flagellated sperm motility. Bases 190 to 1632 code for a protein of 480 amino acids. The transcript is spliced from 11 exons. Gene Ontology annotation, cellular component: Golgi apparatus; microtubule; motile cilium. Gene Ontology annotation, molecular function: microtubule binding; small GTPase binding. The record is from RefSeq and is a predicted model, not a curated record. NCBI's taxonomy places the organism in Eukaryota, Metazoa, Chordata, Actinopteri, Characiformes, Acestrorhamphidae.